CCGGGCGCCCAGGACGAGGGGCCGCAGACAGAGCCGGCCGGCUGAUGGGCGGAGCGCCGCCGCCGACGCACACGAGAUGACCAGGCAUUGAUGUACCCUCAGGAAGUCCACGCGCUCAAGGAGGCCAUCCCUGCUGGCUGCUGCUCACAUGGUUUCUGGGCCCCUGGCACUCCGGUGGUGUGCGUGGGCAGGGCGUGGGGACAUGGGGCCCGACAUGGAGCUGCCCAGCCACUCAAAGCAGCUCCUGCUACAACUGAACCAGCAGAGGACCAAGGGCUUCCUUUGUGAUGUCAUCAUCAUGGURGAGAACUCAAUUUUCCGGGCCCAUAAGAAUGUUCUGGCUGCCAGUAGCAUCUACUUCAAAUCCCUGGUCCUGCACGACAACCUCAUUAAUCUGGACACAGACAUGGUCAGCUCCACAGUAUUCCAGCAGAUCCUGGACUUCAUCUACACAGGCAAGCUGCUGCCCAGCGACCAGCCAGCUGAGCCCAACUUCAGCACUCUUCUCACUGCCGCCAGCUACCUCCAGCUGCCUGAGUUGGCAGCCCUCUGCCGCCGCAAACUCAAGCGAGCUGGCAAGCCCUUUGGCUCUGGACGGGUUGGGGCUGCUGGCAUGGGGCGACCAUCCCGUAGCCAGCGGCUAUCCACAGCCUCUGUUAUCCAGGCUCGGUAUCCAGGGCUUGCGGACGGGCGCAAAGGAACCCACACCCACCAGGAUCUCCCACCAGCCAAAGGCUCAGAUGAUGAGCUUUUUCUCAGUGGCUCCACCCAGGAGAGCACACAUAGCCUGGGCCGGGGGGUCUGCCCAACCAGUGGAGAGGUAGGCCUAGGGGGCUGCAGUAGCAGCACCAAUGGAAGCACUGGGGGCUGUGAACAGGAGCUGGGUCUUGACCUGUCCAAGAAGAGCCCACCCCUGCCCCCCACAACUCCCAUACCCCACCUCACUCCUGAUGAUCCAGCCCAGCUGAGCGACAGUCAGCAGGACUCACCACCUUCGGCCUCUGCCCUUCCCAUUGCCAAUAGUGCCUCUUAUGCUGAGCUGGGAGGCACCCCUGAUGAGUCCAUGGAUCUGGAGGGGGCUGAGGAUAAUCACCUGAGUCUGCUGGAGGGGUCAGGUGGGCAGCCUCGGAAGAGCCUCCGGCAUUCAUCCCGCAAGAAGGAGUGGAGCAAGAAGGAUCCUGUGGCUGGCUCCCCCUUUGAGCGGAGAGAAGCAGGGCCCAAGGGCCCCUGCCCUGGAGAAGAGAGUGAGGGGCUUGGGGACAGGGUUCCCAAUGGCAUUCUAUCUGGCAGUGUUGGGGGAGGAGGCCCCAGUGGGCCCUAUGGGGAUCCCUCAUACCCUUGCAAGGAAGAGGAGGAAAAUGGGAAGGACGGGAGUGAGGACAGUGGGCAGAGUGGUAGUGAGGGGGGCAGUGGCCACCCUGGCGCCCAUUACAUGUAUCGGCAAGAGGGCUAUGAGACAGUGUCAUAUGGAGACAACCUUUAUGUGUGCAUCCCUUGCGCCAAGGGCUUCCCCAGUUCUGAGCAGCUCAAUGCCCACGUGGAGACACACACCGAGGAGGAGCUGUUCAUCAAGGAGGAAGGGGCCUAUGAAACUGGCAGCGGGGGUGCUGAGGAGGAGGCAGAGGACCUGUCGGCGCCCAGUGCAGCCUAUGCUGCUGAGCCCCGGCCCUUCAAGUGCUCUGUCUGCGAGAAGACUUACAAAGACCCAGCUACUCUAAGGCAGCAUGAGAAGACACACUGGCUGACGCGGCCCUUCCCUUGCAACAUCUGUGGCAAGAUGUUCACGCAGCGUGGCACCAUGACCCGCCACAUGCGAAGCCACCUGGGCCUGAAGCCCUUUGCCUGUGACGAAUGUGGCAUGCGUUUUACCCGCCAGUACCGCCUCACUGAGCACAUGCGUGUGCACUCAGGUGAGAAGCCAUAUGAGUGCCAGCUCUGUGGGGGCAAGUUUACCCAGCAGCGUAACCUCAUCAGCCACUUGCGCAUGCACACCUCCCCCUCCUAGAAGCCAAAGACCCGCGGGCACCCUCUUCAGACUCACCACUUGGGAACCCACGGAAGAAGCCAGGAGGCA
Molecule: messenger RNA, 2074 nt
Organism: Urocitellus parryii (Arctic ground squirrel)
Lineage: Eukaryota; Metazoa; Chordata; Mammalia; Rodentia; Sciuridae
Gene: Hic2
Product: HIC ZBTB transcriptional repressor 2
Biological process (GO): regulation of transcription by RNA polymerase II
Cellular component (GO): nucleus
Molecular function (GO): DNA-binding transcription factor activity, RNA polymerase II-specific; protein binding
Source: RefSeq, a predicted model, not a curated record